Molecule: messenger RNA, 2271 nt
Organism: Lycium ferocissimum
Lineage: Eukaryota; Viridiplantae; Streptophyta; Magnoliopsida; Solanales; Solanaceae
Product: subtilisin-like protease SBT3
Exons: 1
Coding region: 1-2271 (756 amino acids)
Biological process (GO): proteolysis
Molecular function (GO): serine-type endopeptidase activity
Source: RefSeq, a predicted model, not a curated record
AUGAAGGCAGUACCUCUUCUCGUGUUUUCUUGGUUUCUUUUUUUCCUUUUUUUAUCAUUAGGAAUCUCAGCACAGAGGUGUACUUACAUUGUCCAUUUGGACAAGUCUUUUAUGCCUAAAAUCUUUGCUAGUACCCACAACUGGCAUUUCUCCAUUAUUGAAACCAUCAAGAUUGAAGUUUCCACUUCAGAAAAUGAUCAGCAUACAACUCCAAAACUUCUUUAUUCUUAUGACAAUGUCAUUCAUGGAUUUAGUGCUGUGUUGUCUAAAGAUGAACUUGAAUACCUCAAGAAGUCAGCAGGUUUCCUUUCGGCUUAUAAAGAUAGGACUGUUGAAGCUCACACAACUUAUACCUCUGAGUUUCUUAAGCUCAAUCCUGCUUCUGGGCUAUGGCCGGCUUCUGAUUUUGGUCAAGAUGUAAUCAUUGGUGUACUUGACUCUGGUGUCUGGCCAGAAUCUGCCAGUUUCAGAGAUGAUGGAUUACCUGAAAUUCCCAAAAAGUGGAAGGGAAUUUGCAAGCCAGGAACCGAGUUCAAUUCUUCAUUAUGCAACAGGAAACUCAUUGGAGCAAAUUAUUUCAAUAAGGGGCUUUUGUCUAGUGAUCCUACUAUGAAUAUUUCCAUGAAUUCUGCCAGGGACACUGAUGGUCAUGGCACUCACGUUGCUUCCAUUGCUGCUGGUAGUUUUGCUAAAGAAGUAUCAUAUUUCGGAUAUGCUCCUGGAACAGCAAGAGGUAUCGCGCCACGAGCUAGAAUAGCUGUGUAUAAGUUCAGCUUUGAAGAAGGAACCUUUACUUCUGAUUUAAUUGCUGCCAUGGACCAAGCUGUCGCAGAUGGUGUUGACAUAAUAACAAUUUCUUAUGGUUGGGAUAAUAUUCCAUUGUAUCAAGAUUCUAUUGCAAUAGCUUCUUUUGGUGCCAUGAUGAAGGGGGUCUUAGUCUCUGCUUCAGCUGGAAAUUAUGGUCCUGAAAUGGGAACCUUAACCAAUGGAGUCCCCUGGAUCUUUACUGUGGCAUCUGGCAGCACUGACCGAUCAUUUUCCGGGACUGUAACUCUUGGUAAUGGCUUAAAGAUUACUGGAUUUAGCUUGUUUCCAGUGAGUACCACCAUCAAGGAUUUUGCUUUGGUUCACAAUGAAAGCUUAUCUCUUUGUGAUUCAUCUGACCUAUUAGCCCAAGUCCCUAAUGCUGUGCAUAACAUCAUGAUUUGUUCUAUCACUUCACAAGAUAUAUUACCAAUCUCUGAUCAAAUGGCAGCUAUCUCAGAGUCAAAAUUUGGAGGUGCAAUUUAUGGUUAUGGAGAUCCGGUUGUAUUGACAUCCAAUUCUUUUCCGAACCCUGGAGUUGUAAUUAGUGAAAAGGAAUGGGAAAAAGUGAUAGACUAUGCCGACAUAAGUGUUAAACCAAAAGUCAGUAUCAGUUUCCAGGAAACACAUAUUGAUGUAAAGCCUGCUCCAGUUGUUUCUGCAUUUUCCUCGAGAGGCCCCUCUCUAAGCUAUCUGCGAGUUGCAAAGCCAGAUAUUAUGGCACCAGGAGAGUUAAUUCUAGCAGCCUGGCCAUCAAACGUUCCAGCUGCAUCUGUUGGUGUCAAUACAGAUUUGGAUAGUGAUUACCGUCUUGUAUCAGGCACUUCCAUGGCUACUCCUCAUAUUGCAGGAAUUGCGGCAAUGCUAAAAGGAGCACAUCCUGAUUGGAGUCCUGCAGCUAUUCGAUCUUCCAUGAUGACCACUGCCAACCCUUUGGAUAACACUAAAAAACCUAUCAAAACCGCGGAAGGUAACAGGGAUGCUACAUCAUUGGCAAUGGGAGCCGGACUCAUUGAUCCAAACCGAGCAGUUGAUCCAGGCCUGAUAUAUGAUGUCACUCCACAAGACUACGUGAACCUUCUCUGCUCCAUGAAUCUCACAGAAAAGCAAUUCAAAACAAUUGCUAGAUCAUCAGCUAAUCACAACUGCUCAAAUCCAUCCGAUGAUAUCAAUUACCCAUCAUUUAUUGCUCUCUUUAGCCCAAGUGGGAACUACACUUGGUUGGAGCAGAAAUUCAGGAGGACAGUCACGAAUGUUGGAGCCGGUGCAGCUAAGUAUAAAGCAAAAGUGAGAGCACCAGAAAACUCGACAAUUUCUAUCUCUCCGCAGACCUUGGUGUUUGAGAAGAAAAAUCAGAAGCAGGACUAUACUCUGACCAUACUUUACAAAGGCAAUGCAGAAGACCAAGCACAAUCUGGUUCAAUCACUUGGGUGAAGAGAAGGUCAUCCACCGUAAGAAGUCCAUAG